AUGGUGGUCAGCGUCUCGACAGCCGCCCAUGCGGCGGGUUGGGUCCUUUUCCAGUCCGGGAACAGCAUGCUCGAACAGUCGCUGGCCUGCUGCGAGGAAGGGCUCAAGACGGCCGUCCGCGAGGCCUUUGCCGCUGGCCUGGCGGCCUUCGAGUGGGCCAUGGGCCUGGCGUGCUGCGCGGCCGAUGGCCUUUGCGGGGGUAGGGCCGAGGGCGGCGGGAGGCUGCAGGAGGAGAGGCGGAGGUUUUGGAGCGGUCUGAUGGACGGAGGGGGCGGGUCGCUGAACCGGCUGGUGCGGCAGGCGUGCGGGGAGGGCGCGGAAGAUUACUGUCAUGGACCGUCCUCGGCGACGUCUUCCAGCGGCGGAUCGGAAGGAACGGAUAAUGAGUCAAUAAAUGACUUGAAUGCCAGGGCAAAACUUCUGAGGCUGCGGUCUGGGGACACCCUGAAGAGGGCAAUGUGUCGCAUGCCUAGGCACCCGGCCUGCGAUGCAAAUGAUGCAGGGCCAGGUCGGGGCAGAGGGCUUGUCGACGAAUGCCACAUGGGCAUCGAGAUAUUGAUCAUGUGGGCGUUCCGGCUCCUGCGCCUCAUUUUCUGUGCGAGGCGUUCUUUCACAUUUGAUGGCGGAAUGCGGAAAAUGUUUCCAGAAUUGGAUGAUGGAAACUAUUUGGCGAAACAGAAGGCGAAGGGCCACCUUCGCGAUGCUACUAAUCCCCUCCUAUCCCCCCGGCUUUGGAGAUCUUGCCGGGGCGUCACGACGGCCGGCGACCUCAUCUCCAAGGCGGGCUACCCGCUGGAGGAGCACCGGGUCAGGACGGCGGAUGGUUACGUAAUCACAAUGCACCGGAUCCCAGCCCGGGCCUCAAGGCGCGCCGUGUUCUUCAUGCACGGCAUGCUGGACUCGUCCGUGUGCUGGGUGAGCAAUGGGGUAAUAAAGUCGCCGGCGUUUGAGGCGUACAAUCAGGGUUUUGAUGUGUGGCUGGGAAACUCAAGGAACACGCCACCCCGGGAGCACGUGGACCCCUCCAUCCAAAACUCCCUCAAGUACUGGGCCUUCACCGUGAACGAGCUGGGCGAGCAGGACGUGCGGGCGUUCGUCGACUGUAUUCGCAAAAUCAAAGCCGCCGAAUUGGGGUCCACGUCAUCGCAGCCACCAGAGUCAGAAGUUUCCGGGAAGUGCAAAGACGGAGAGUUUGAAUUCUGCCGUUUUCCGAAUGCGAGUGACAAAUUUUGGAGCGGAAUGGAGAUGGCGGAGAUAGUUGGAAGGGCAGGUCCAAUCAACAGGACUAGCGAUAGUGAUGCCAGGGUCAAUGGAAGGCCGCACGACGGGUUAGUGGGAAAUAGACAGGGGAGCGAUUGUUCAAGUGGCUUUCGGUUUCAACCAGAUGUCGGGUGCCAGCAUGCCGCCCACAGGUCCCUGAAGGCCCGGCCUAGGGGGAGACAACGGCGCAGGAGAUCGAUGGGAAGGGGAAGCCAAUCGAACCUGCAAGCUUCUGGUGUGACUGAUCCGGCCAGCCAAGAAUGCUUGAUGCGCCACCACUCAAUGUCCUUCAUCAGUGAAGGUGACUCUUCGGCAAGGCGUUUGAAGAAUCAGACGCGUUCAAACAAGCCAGGCUUGGGUGAAGCUGGGCACAAGCAGCCACAGAUGCACGAGAAUUGCAGGAAUGGCGAAGACCAACUGAGUGCUGGAGAGGGCUUCUUUACGCUGAACGCCGUUGGCCACAGCCUGGGGGCUGCCUCUCUGCUCAUCUAUGUCAUCAUGUCACGCCGAUCAGGCAAGACCCAUGGUCUAGACCGACUCAUCCUAUUGGCACCAGCCGGGUUCCACGCCCACCUGCCUCCUAUGUCCGCCCUUGCCUACUACCUCCUGAAGCCCGCGGCAUGGCUCCUGACAAAGGCCCUGGGACUGCCAGGAUUCGGCGUUCAGAUCCCCAGCGCCCUGGCCCGCCUGGUGGCAUUCAAAUUCCUGCACGACUUCAGAAAGCUCCCCGCCCUUGGAGACAUCGUUGGAAGGUUUGCCGAUUUGUUGACCAGCGGAGACGGUAGCUCCUGGGGUAGGGCCGUCUGCUCGCCACACUAUCUUAGCAGCUUCACUCCUGGAAUUUCACUCCACACGGGGCUUCACAUUGUGCAGUGGUUCCACACCGGAAGGUUUGGAAUGUACGACUACGGCAACCCGGUAGAGAAUUUGGUGCACUACGGAUCGCUAAGGGCUCCCGAUCUGGGUGAGGAAUACGGGCUGAUAGACAUCCCUGUGGAUUUCAUGUCUGGGACGAAUGACGGAGUCAUAUCGAGGUUAAACGUCCGAAUGCACAUGGAAGCUGCGCAGAGGGGAAAGCUGAAGUGCACUUAUCAAGAAUUUGAUCAUAGUCACCUGGACUUCGCGUCGACCAUGAGGGAGGAGGUCAUGCGAGCGGUGAUGGCGAAGAUGACGCUUAGUUAG
Messenger RNA from Ostreobium quekettii, 2442 nucleotides. NCBI's taxonomy places the organism in Eukaryota, Viridiplantae, Chlorophyta, Ulvophyceae, Bryopsidales, Ostreobiaceae. The record is from the annotation of a GenBank genome assembly.